AUGAUGGCAACAUUUAACUUGAGCAAUUACAACCCAGAAGCCUUCAUCCUACUGGGAAUUCCAGGACUGGAACAGUUCCACAUUUGGAUCAGCAUUCCUUUCUUUAUUAUCUACCUCGUGGCUUUUGUAGGCAAUGGUGUCCUUAUCUAUCUCAUCUCCACAGAGCAUAGCCUGCAUGAGCCCAUGUUUAUUUUCCUCUCCAUCCUGGCUGCUACAGAUAUCAUUCUGUCUAAUACAUGUGUACCCAAAGCUAUCAGUAUCUUCUGGCUUGGUCCUCAGAAAAUUACUUUUGCUGGAUGUCUUACACAGAUGUUUUUUCUGCAUUGCAGCUUUUUUGUGGAAUCUGCCAUUCUUCUGGCCAUGGCAUUUGAUCGCUAUGUUGCUAUUUGCUUCCCUCUAAGGUAUACCUCUAUCCUAACAGAACAAAUGAUUACUAAGAUUGUAAUAGGUAUUGUCAGCAGAAGUUUUGUUAUCAUUUUCCCAUGUGUGUUUCUUUUGAAGAGACUGCCUUACUGUCGAACUCUCAUCAUUCCCCAUACUUAUUGUGAGCACAUAGGUGUUGCUCGACUCUCCUGUGCAGACAUCUCCGUCAACAUCUGGUAUGGCUUUGGCGUCCCUCUAAUGACUGUUAUUUCAGACAUGAUUCUUAUUGGUGUUUCCUACGGUCUAAUUCUUCAUGCAGUCUUCAACCUUCCAUCUCAGGAUGCCCGUCAGAAAGCCCUUAAUACUUGUGGUUCCCAUGUUUGUGUUAUUCUUAUAUUUUACACUCCUUGCCUGUUUUCUGUUCUUUCCCACCGUUUUGGCCAUAAUAUUUCUAUGUCCUUCCACAUAAUGGUUGCCAACCUCUACAUAGUCAUCCCUCCUGCACUCAAUCCAAUUAUCUAUGGAGUGAAGACCAAACAGAUUCGGGAAAAAAUCAUUCAACUCUGUCUUAAAGGAACACAAUGA
Molecule: messenger RNA, 948 nt
Organism: Suncus etruscus (white-toothed pygmy shrew)
Lineage: Eukaryota; Metazoa; Chordata; Mammalia; Eulipotyphla; Soricidae
Product: olfactory receptor 52H1-like
Exons: 1
Coding region: 1-948 (315 amino acids)
Biological process (GO): G protein-coupled receptor signaling pathway
Cellular component (GO): membrane
Molecular function (GO): G protein-coupled receptor activity; olfactory receptor activity
Source: RefSeq, a predicted model, not a curated record